GAACGUCCAUGGAUUGCUUUUAGCGUCUGUGUUGUUCUUCGCAUAUUCCUGAUUUUGCAUCAUCUGUUCACGGUAAAUUCUCUUGCUCAUUAUUUUGGUUACCGGCCUUAUGAUUUUCGAAUAAGACCGGCUGAUCAUCGUAUUGUUAAUUAUAUUUCAUUUGGUGAAGGUAUACAUAAUUAUCAUCAUGUAUUUCCAUUUGAUUAUCGAAUUAAUGAUCGACCACAAUGGGAAUUAUUUAAUCCGCCCAUAAAUUUCAUACAUCUUUGUUCACGAAUUGGUUUGGCAUAUGAUUUGAGAAUUGCUUCACCCGAAGUAGUCAAAGAAACUGUUGCACGUAAAGGUGAUCGAGCAUUAUAUGAUCCUAUUCGUAGUUUAAAAUUUCGUAUUGUAAAUGCCAUAUUCGAUUGGAUAAUCGGAAUAAUAACAGCAUUAUGGAUUAUUUAUCCGGCAUUAUUUUUUAAAUUAGCCACACAACCUAUUAUCUAUAUUUGAUUUCAAUGAAUAAAAAUUUCAAUUUGAUUUU
Dermatophagoides pteronyssinus (European house dust mite) is the source of this 526-nucleotide messenger RNA. Its product is annotated as acyl-CoA Delta(11) desaturase-like. Lineage: Eukaryota; Metazoa; Arthropoda; Arachnida; Sarcoptiformes; Pyroglyphidae. The record is from RefSeq and is a predicted model, not a curated record.